AUGGAUUGUAUCGAGAUAUGCCCCGAGAAUGAAGUGAGGACGUUAUUCGUGAGUGGCCUUCCAAUGGAUGCCAAGCCUCGGGAAUUAUACUUGCUCUUUAGAGCAUAUGAGGGUUACGAAGGAUCACUUCUGAAAGUUACGAGUAAAAAUGGAAAAACAGCAUCGCCUGUGGGGUUCGUGACUUUUAACACCAGAGCAGGAGCCGAAGCAGCUAAACAGGACUUGCAGCAGGGCGUAAGGUUUGACCCCGACAUGCCACAGACCAUCCGACUGGAGUUUGCUAAAAGUAACACGAAGGUUAGCAAGCCCAAACAGCAAGCUGCUAACGCCGCCAACACGCACCCAACUUUGAUGCACCCCCUCACCGGACACCUGGGAACACCAUUUUUUCCCGGUGCCCCUGAAUUGUGGCACCAUCCUCUGGCGUAUUCUGCAGCCGCAGCAGGUGAACUACCAGGUGCGGCACUACAACAUGCCACGUUAGUGCAUCCGGCGCUCCAUCCUCAGGUGCCGGUACGCUCCUACCUUUGA
This is a messenger RNA of Psylliodes chrysocephalus, 531 nucleotides long. The record is from the annotation of a GenBank genome assembly. Lineage: Eukaryota; Metazoa; Arthropoda; Insecta; Coleoptera; Chrysomelidae.